Molecule: messenger RNA, 573 nt
Organism: Paramuricea clavata
Lineage: Eukaryota; Metazoa; Cnidaria; Anthozoa; Malacalcyonacea; Plexauridae
Source: the annotation of a GenBank genome assembly
AUGCCUUUUGGUCUUGUGGACUACAACAUCAAAUAUUUCUCAAGUCAUUCAAGUCAAAAGUUGAAAAUGGAAGAUCACUAUGCCAAGUGGUUAGAAACAAUGUAUGCGCAUUUUGGCCACAAGUGGUUAUGUUUGUUUAGAGGUCCUUAUUGGCAGUGCGAAGAAAAAGUGAAUCCUGAAUCUGCAUAUAACUUACCCUUGGUGAAUUCCAUGCAAGUCAACAGUGAUCUUGUGCCCACUUCCAAUAACAUGGAAGUUGUGAGUGUCCAGUCAGCUGGCAUUCAAGUAUCGAAUUCCAUCGACAAAUCGUUUCAUAACACACAUUCUAGCAAUUCAAUAAUUGAUGAUGUUUUAGCAGAACUCCAAAUUGAUCUUGAAGAAUUUGAGUUUUCAGCUAUGGAUGAAGAAAGUAAUAACAUUGUGGAAGAAGAGUCAAUACCAUCAUGUGAUAUUGAAAUGAGUAACAGUUACCGACUGAACAAUGCCAACAACAAGUUGAAGUCUGUGUGUCACCAGAAGCAAUGGAAGUUCAUCACAAAAUUCAACCACAACAGUCAAACAGAAAACCAGUGA